AAUACAAAGAAAUAUAUUUAAAUUCGAAUCAGACUUUUACAGCAAUACCUUGACUUACAAGUUGAAUUCGUUCUGUGACCAAGCAAAUCAAUUAUGAAAAAAAUCUGACAAUUAUGACCGUACUAAAGUUGGGACAAGCCGAAAGUCAACAACAGCGUGCGUGUUAAUGCUCUUUGUGCUUUUUGAAGCUGAUUACUGUAAUUUACAUGCGUGAGUUGAGCCGGAGUCGGGUUGGCCGGUUAGUCAGCGUGUGAGCGUCUGGCCGUGAGUGGUGGCGUACAGCAGCUCCUCGCGGGUGUUGUCAUUUUGGAUUUGUGGUGACUGUCGCUAUUUACAAAAUUUGACUUACGACAUCUCACUUUGUCCCCCCCAAAAAACAAAACAAAAAUGAAGCAAGCACUGGCUCGUAAGUCAAGGUACGACCGUCUGCCGUUGCGCGUAAGACGUCGAGGUCGUAACGUGCCAUUGUUGCGUUUGCGUCCCAUCAGCGAGCGGAUGGCCGAGUGCAGUCCCGUCUCCUGGCUGCGACAAAGACGAGUGUCCGUCAACUGCAGCUGUCCGUCACAGGAGGACAAGAUGGAGGCGUCACUUCAGGGGACCGCCACGCACAGACUCAGGUGUCGACGCCUCGCUUGCUCCGCCCACUUUGAAGCCACCCGCCCUCACACUUCCUCUUUGCUUUCCAGAGUUUCCUCUCAGCUUCCGGCGCCGCCCGGCAGCCAGUGCCACCAAAACCCGCCUGAGUGGUUCCGCUCGCCGGAGAGCGGAGUGACGCCGAACUCCUCCCCGAGUCCCACCAGGAGGUUCAGACCCGUGGGUGGAGCCAACAUCAGAUGUCCUGCCUUGACGCCACUCAAGCGGAAAGUGCCUCAGCUGCAGACUCCGCCCCCAGAGGAGUUGGUCCUUUGUCUCCGCCCACUUUCACACCAUUCACCACCCACCCGCCACAUUAACCCCACCCCCACGCAAGUCCUGCCUCUUCUCGCGCCAAUGGUGCGCCGUGAUGACGUCACAAGUGGGGCAAGACCAGAGAAGUGGGCGGAGCCAGCCUGGAAGUGCCUCGGACUCGGUCCGUUUAACGUUGGACAACUGAAUUCCCACGGAGAGUUUCCAAUUUGGAAUAUUUCCACAAUUCCCGAGCUUAACGUUCCUAUGGAAAUUUAGCGGAAACUUUCCACGCCGUCGCAACCGAAAUCUUGCGCAAGAAGGACCGACGUUAAGUUUCCGCGGCCAUCUUCGACGGUCGUCAAUGGAGUGGGCGCCCUUCGGCCAGUCGAUUGGUUGACUCCUGCCCGCCAUCAGUGCGAGCAGCAGCAGCAGCGCACCCAAGUGGACGCUCCCCGUCCCUGCAUCACCGCCACCAGUUUGUUUUUGUUUGUUUGUUUUCACGUGACAGUGUUGGUGUGUACACACAGGGGUUCUCAAACCUUUUGGGUCCAGGGCAAUCAUUUUUCUACCCAUAAAUUAAUACCCCCUAAAAAGUCAGUUACUAUAACAAAUUGACACUUUUUUUCAGUUGUAAUAUGAGAAUAGUCUUAUUUUGUUCAAGUUCUUUACAAGAACGAGGAUGUAUUCUGUAGAAAAAGUCAUUUUAUAAGAAUACAAAUGACCUGAUCAUUGUGCUAUAUUAAAGUCAGUUUAACGAGGGUUUGGGAUGGUUUAGAACAAGUGAAAUUCUAAAUUGCAUUCUUACAUUGUCUUUAUAUUUGGCAAAGGACGCACUAAAGAAAUACGACGAUAUUCUAUCUAAUCUAUCAAGAUGAUUUUGUGACGCCCAGUUUGAGAACCACUGGCGUACAGCGCCGUGCAGAAGUCUUUAGCCCACCGCGCGACACGAGGGGGACAAUUGUGAACAAAUUGUCCACUUGGCGUCAAUCUGGACCAAAUCAAGGAUACAGGGAUACUGUAGAUGGAUAUUUCGUUACGGUGACGUAACACCGUCUGUCUCUUUGGAGAUUGUGCGCUAAUGAAUAUCGGGACAAACUAACAAGGAGGGUGCACUACUCAGAUUUGUUUUCCACUUUUACGAGCAGUCUAACCCUGGCGGAGCUAUGUGCUCAACGGACUGUCGUCGUAGUCGUACAGUCACCCCUGUCCCCGUAUAUAUUCAGAGAACAGAGAACACACCCGCUGUCAAUACAUUUAAACACAUUAGAAGGCACUUUUUCAAGUAUUGUUGUCGCCGGCUCACACGGUUCUCCAAAUAAGAAGCAAAGUGCCAGUUGUAGAUUCCUGGAAAACUGACACAGAAAACAAAAUGACUCAUCAUUGGACCUCACAUUUCAUCCAACAAAAGUCCACUAGCUUAAUGCUAACGUGGAAUGCCAUAGAUGGGCUAACAGAAAUGUGCGUGUAUUCUAACGCUCCAAACUGCUACUUUAACACACACAGCUGCAACGCAUGCAUACGGCAUAUAUUCUCUCCGCACUGUGUGCUCAACGGAUAUUGCUGGAGUUUAGUUGGAGACCUUCUUUGCCUCUUCACGCGCUUCAAAUUAACCAUCCGCUUAUCUGUACUCGUAAGAUGUCAGUGUGUUUAGGGCAUUGUUAAUACCCGAAAUGUAAAGGUGGACUAACGACUUCUGCACAGCCCGUUAGCUUAGCAUGUUGUUAACAUCCAAGUCCAACUAUUUCUAUGAACGUUCUCUGGCGGCAACAGGAAAAGGUCAACGACGAAAGGACACGUUUGUCCAGUUGCGGCAGAGAAAACGUUCGCCGACGCCAAACUGUUUUCCCGUCAGUUUGCAUUUGGACUUUUUGUGCUCAGGAAAGUUUUGGUGCCAAAGACGCCGCCGAAAGCGACGAGCCGCUUCCUCCGUCCCGGAUUUCGCACAUCAGCCUCCGAAUGACAUUGAAAGAACGUUUGGCGUUUUUGCAUCGUGACGUUGGAGGACGACGAGUUUGUGUCAAGAAAAAGUGACUUGAUGAAGUCAAGGCACAAGAAGGAAAUCUUUUUUUUUUAACAAUUCAAAGAGCAAAAAGAACAACUUGCGUGAGAAGUGAAAUAUUUUUAUGCAACCUUCUGAAAAUACAACAAGGUCUACUCUGGAUAA
This is a messenger RNA of Phyllopteryx taeniolatus (common seadragon), 3052 nucleotides long. RefSeq names its product PABIR family member 2. The transcript is spliced from 5 exons. The record is from RefSeq and is a predicted model, not a curated record. The coding region runs from base 388 to 1164 and encodes 258 amino acids. Lineage: Eukaryota; Metazoa; Chordata; Actinopteri; Syngnathiformes; Syngnathidae.